UCAUUUCUUUCUUCCACAGGUAUUCUGAAGAAGAAACCUAUCACCCAAUAUCUUCCCAGACACCUGUGAUCAGUUCCUCAAAAUAUUCGACAGGUAUACUGAUGAAAAAACUACUGCUCCAUAUUUUUCCUGACACCUGUGAUCUCCGUGAUCUCCUGUCCUUCAAGAAACAUCUGUUGAUGCCUUUGGAUAAUUACUGAUAAUUGUUUACUUUCUACUGACAGAAUUAUUAGGUGGACAUCUUACUGUUAUUGCAACCUGUUCUACUGUUCAGUCAUUAAAAUGUUAUCAACUUUCCAGUUGUUAUCGACUCCUUAAGUUAUAUAUUUACAUUAAAACUCAUAUAAUUUUAAAAAAAGAAAAAUAUUUUUUUAAAGAAAGUUUGCUCUAGGGGAAAAAAAGAUAUCAGAAAUAAUAUGAUCCGUGUCAGUGUUCAUGGUGUCUGAAGCAUUUUAACAUGAAGAUCAAAUUUGUAUCACUUAUGAGAGUUCACACAGGAGAUAAACCGUAUCAGUGUUCAGAGUGUCGGAAAUAUUUUGCCAUUAAAAGCAGUCUCAAUGCACACAUGAGAAUUCAUACAGGGGAUAAACCAUAUCAGUGUUCAGAGUGUCAGAAAUAUUUUGCCACUAAACGCUAUCUUGUUAAACACAUGAGAGUUCAUACAGCAGAUAAACCGUAUCAGUGUUCAGAGUGUCAGAAAUAUUUUUCCACUAGAAGCAAUCUUGUUACACACAUGAGAAUUCAUACAGGAGAUAAACCGUAUCAGUGUUCAGAGUGUCAGAAAUAUUUUACCAUUAAAAGCUAUCUUGUAAAACACAUGAGAAUUCAUACAGGGGAUAAACCGUAUCAGUGUUCAGAGUGUCAGAAAUAUUUUGCCACUAAAAGCUAUCUUGUUACACACAUGAGAGUUCACACAGGAUAUCAACCGUAUCAGUGUUCAGAGUGUCGGAAAUAUUUUGCCAUUAAAAGCAGUCUCAAUGAACACAUGAGAAUUCAUACAGGGGAUAAACCAUAUCAGUGUUCAGAGUGUCAGAAAUAUUUUGCCACUAAAAGCUAUCUUGUUAAACACAUGAGAGUUCAUACAGCAGAUAAACCGUAUCAGUGUUCAGAGUGUCAGAAAUAUUUUGUUACUAAAAGCUCUCUUGUUACACACAUGAGAGUUCAUACAGGAGAUAAACCGUAUUUUUGUUCAGAGUGUCAGAAAUAUUUUUCCACUAAAGGCCAUCUUGUUACACACAUGAGAGUUCAUACAGGAGAUAAACCGUAUCAGUGUUCAGAGUGUCAGAAAUAUUUUGCCUAUAAAAGCAAUCUCAUUGUACACAUGAGAAUUCAUACAGGAGAUAAACCAUAUCCGUGUUCAGAGUGUCAGAAAUAUUUUUCGACUAAACGCUAUCUUGUUAAACAUAUGAGAGUUCACACAGGAUAUAAACCGUAUCAGUGUUCAGAGUGUCAGAAAUAUUUUGCCACUAAAAGCUAUCUUGUUAAACACAUGAGAGUUCAUACAGGAGAUAAACCGUAUCAGUGUUCAGAGUGUCAGAAAUAUUUUGCCACUAAAAGCUCUCUUGUUACACACAUGAGAGUUCAUACAGGAGAUAAACCGUAUCAGUGUUCAGAGUGUCAGAAAUAUUUUGCCACUAAAAGCUCUCUUGUUACACACAUGAGAGUUCAGACAGGAGAUAAACUGUAUCAGUGUUCAGAGUGUCAGAAAUAUUUUGCCACUAAAAGCUCUCUUGUUACACACAUGAGAGUUCAUACAGGAGAUAAACCGUAUCAGUGUUCAGAGUGUCAGAGAUAUUUUGCCUAUAAAAGCAAUCUCAUUGCACACAUGAGAGUUCAUACAGGAGAUAAACCAUAUCAGUGUUCAGAUUGUCAGAAAUAUUUUGCCACUAAAAGCUAUCUUGUUAAACACAUGAGAGUUCAUACAGGAGAUAAACCAUAUCAGUGUUCAGAGUGUCAGAAAUAUUUUAGAACUAAAGGCUCUCUUGUUAAACACAUGAGAGUUCAUACAGGAUAUAAACCGUAUCAGUGUUCAGAGUGUCAGAAAUAUUUUGCCACUAAAAGCUAUCUUGUUACACACAUGAGAGGUCACACAGGAGAUAAACCGUAUCAGUGUUCAGAGUGUCAGAAAUAUUUUGCCACUAAAAGCUAUCUUGUUACACACAUGAGAGGUCACACAGGAGAUAAACCGUAUCAGUGUUCAGAGUGUCAGAAAUAUUUUGCCACUAAAAGCUAUCUUGUUACACACAUGAGAGGUCACACAGGAGAUAAACCGUAUCAGUGUUCAGAGUGUCAGAAAUAUUUUGCCACUAAAAGUCAUCUUGUUAAACACAUGAGAGUUCAUACAGGAGAUAAACUGUAUCAGUGUUAAGAGUGCCAGAAAUAUUUUAGCACUUAAAGCCAUCUUGUAAGACACAAAAAUUCAUACCAAAUAUUAGACAUGUUAGUCAUGAGAGUCAGAAAAUUGUUACGAAAAAACGGCAGCAUGAAGGAAGUUCAUACGUGAAAUAAAUCAUAACAGUGUUCAGUGUGUCUUACAUAUUGCGUAGAAAAAGGUACUCAUGAGAUAACACACGUGUGUUUACAUGGAAGAUAAACUGUAUCAGUGUCCACAGGGACUGAAAUAUUUUACCCUAUACAGGCUUGCUUGCAGGAAUCAUGAGAGAUAAAAACAGAGUGUUGAGGUUGUCUGAAACAUUUUGCUCACAAAUGUUCUCUUCGAAUGGUUUCCUAUUGUUGGUGACAGGGAGCCUGUUCUAUUAGAGCUAUCAGUAUAUAAUUUGCCAUCAACAGACCUUCCAUAGGGGCAACCUACUAAAGCUGACUAGCUCCCUGUAACGAUUUCCUACCAAGUUAACAGAGACACGAGGCAUAAUUGUAACGAUUUACUACUAAAAUAACCGAGGCAUCAGGUACAAGGAAACGUACCCAAUCGUCUCGCUCUGCCAUGGAAUCGAACCCAACAUGAUCGGUUGUCAGUUGACUAGGGUAACACUGGGCAGGAAGUAAACAUUCCCAUGUUAAGUGUUGUUGUUGUUGUUGAGUUAGGAGCGACGACGAUCGUGGGAUCGGAUGCGCCCCGGCGUACCCGUUAAUUAAGGGUGAAUCGUGAAGCCAGGAAAGGCGAAACGCCAAGCCAAAACGCGAAACGAGUGACGCCAAGUACGCCGGGAACGUUCAGGCUCCGGCCGGAUAUUGUCAGUGCCGGAAGCAGACCCAGAAACACGGGCACCACGAGCCGGACGAACUGAUGCCUGACACAAAACGGCAGCAGCCUCUUUCACAGGCGGAACUGGGCCACACACAGCAGGAGGCUCUGCAGCUAUCCCAGCACCCAGCACAUCUGGGACCCAAGGCACGGACACAGGGCCAGGCGCAGCAUCCGAAGACAAGGAAGAAGACGGCGAUGCCACACAGGGAGCACCAGGAAGGCCCACGGGAGCAGCUUGGACAGUGACAGGAUCAGGCAGACCAACCGAUGUUACUGCAAUACCCAGAGGCGGGUUGACAACAACUGGAGGAAUGACAGGCGUCGCCGGGGGAGCUGCAGCAGCGAACGGGAGGCGCACCUCUUCAACAUCUCCGGAGACUGCCUCCAGUGGGAGCGGCGGGAAAUCCUCUUCUCGGAACAAGUUGACAGGAGCAGCUGGGGCCUCAGAGCACCCUGCAGCCUGAUGACCCAACAGGCCAUACCAGAAACAGGUACGAGGCUGCCGGGCAUAGUACUCCUGGACGUAGUAUCCCAUUAGCCAGACAGAAGAAGGUAUAUCCGACCACAGGCGCAUUCCCAACGUGCGAAUGUUCGUUCGCCUUCCAGCAUACCGCCCCGAGGAGAGUGUGUUCACCCGCAUGCUGACAACAGUACCAAACCUCCUGAAGUAACGCCAUAGGAGGUCUUCAGGAAGCUGCAGGGGCGCCCCAUGGACGCUGACAUAGGUCAGGACCCCACUACAAUCCGAGAUCGCCACAGAGCCGGCAUCACCCGGCAACGACAACGUACGCCCCUCGUACCGACAGAGGAAGUCCCGGUACUCCUCCUCCCCCACGAACUUGAGAACAACCCGGUGGGCUGUAACAAGCUCAACACCAUAGAUAGCCUCCACCGGGAUAUGAAGCAUGUCACACAUAACCAGCUCUAUGUCCGAAUAACCAGCCCGACUAGUGAACUCCAAGCCCACGGAGUUCACACGCACAACAAGGGGAAGAUGGCCUUCCAUGUCAAGCUUGCCACGUCAACACGCAGUCAGGCAGCAACACAAACUGGGGGGGGGGGCAGAGACGCCCACACCACCUGGCAACCAAAACGGCAAACACCCCAACUACCAGAGGCCAGGUGACACGUCUGCACCUCACGGAGGCUCCAGGUGGACUCCCAUGUUAAGUGUAUCUGAAAAAUCAAUACUUAUAAAACAGAAUGUUGUUGUUGAUGAUUUAGGGGCGACGAUGAUCGAGGGAUCGGAUGCGCCCCGGCAUACCCAUGAAAGGGUUAAUCGCGAAGAAUAAUGGCAUAUAAAUGUCGCCUAUCUGUGGAAACUAAUGUGCCUUGCAGGAAAUAAACACAUGGAUGGGCAGAUGAUUGAGGAGCCCCCUUGGAGUCCCUCAGGGUGACAAGCACAGACUCCACCCCAAACACAAGAAAACACCGGGUAGGCAAAACCAAAAACUUGGCUUCUGAGAUGCAAAAAGGUAUCCAGUGCCCUCUGGCAGAGGAGAAGCCAGCCGCCCACCAUGUCUGAGGGCACACCAGGAGCCCAUCUAGACCCACGAACUCCUGGCACCUCUUGGGCAAGCUGACGCCGGACACUGUCAUCCCGCCUGAAGAACUGGCCAGAAUACGUUCAAAAUCUAUCACCUAUCCUGUGAACCAAGGCGAUAUGUGCCCCAGGCAUCAUAACAGUCCAGACCGUUAAAUAGGAACGCCAAACGACAGUAUAAAACUUCAAAUCACAAAACGGAACGUCAUCCGGCGGCCCCCUAGGCAAUUCAAGUGUCCAAACGUCCGCUCGUCAUCAAGGUUGAACCAGGAGUCAAAGAGAAUGUUUGUGUGUUUGUCCAAUGUUGGAGGCCAGAUGCUUGAUCUAGCCUCGCCCAAACUGGCAGAGAGAAUUGCGUGUGGAACGGAAUGAACAUUGGCUUGUCUGAGUCGCCAGAAUUCAAAAGGGUCAAAGGGGGCAGAGAGAGGCUGAAACAAAGAUAGAGACAGUAUACACAUGGAUGGAUAGAUACAAGGAUGGAUUGAUAUACAAAUGAAUAGAUAAAUGGAUAGAUACAUAGAGCGAAAGAUGGAUGGCUAAUUGGAUGGAUAUAUAAAUAAAUGGAUUGAUACAUGGAAGGAUAGAUGGGUGAGUAGAUGGAUGGAUGUAUGAUAAAUCGACAGAUAAAUUUGGGUAAAUUAGGUGGAAAUUGUAUUAAAUUACCUAAGUUUAGGUAUAUUUGAGUAAAUUUGGUGGAAAUUCUCUUAAAUUAUGUAAAAUACAGGUGGGAUACCUUGCAUUUCGCCAACUUCAAUAAAUUCUAUCUUUGGAUGUGCUAGGUCAGAUUUGGUAGUGCUAUGUAUGAUAGAAUAUAUAACAUCUAAGGGGUAAUGAACUAGCUUGUUCAGAAAAUAUAGUCAAUUACCCUAUUUAGGUUUGAGUUAUAUCUAGCUCUUGUGAUGGAUGGAGAGAGACUACAUAGGGUUGUAUGUGAGGAUAUGGGUGCUGUGAUCAUGGGAGUGAGGUAUAAUAUGCCAAGACUGGAUGUUGGAUAAUGGAAAUAUACACUAAAUUUAGAUGGAAUAGGUUAAACUUGGGUAAAUGAGACUUUGGCUGUGCUGUGUAUGAUAAGGUAAAUUUGGAUAAAUUUAGUGGAAAUUGUCUUAAUUUAGGUGAAUAUAGGUAAAUUUGGAUAAAUUUGGUGGAAAUGUUCUCAAAUUAGGUAAAAUUUAACUGGGACAUCAUUAAUUUAGCCAAAUUGAAUCAAAUUUAGCUUUGGAUGUGCUAGGUCAGGUUAGGUAAGGUUGUGUAGGGUAGGAUAUAUAAUAUCUUACGGGUACUGAACUAGCUUGUUCAUAAAAUAGUGUAAAUUAGCACAUUUGGGUUUUAGUUAUAACUAUAUAUAGUCCAUGUAAUGGCUGGACAGAGGUAACAUAGGCUUGUAUGAGAGUAUAUGGGAUGCUUAUAUUUAGUUAGUUUAGCUUUUUCUCGGUUGAACUUGGUUAAAUUUGUGUAGUAUAAGUAGAAUUUUUGCCAGAUUUAGAUAAAUUUAGCUACUAAUAGGAUGCAUUUUUAUAGGAUAUAGUAAAUUUUCUUAAAUUAUCAUAGAAAUUUCUGACUUCAUCUAACCCCACUCAUCCUAACCUAACAUAACUAAAGCUAGAACCAAUAUGUCUGUUGGAUGGUUUGCUUAAUUAAAUAUGGGUGACAUGACUGGAGAGGAUGUAACAAGGGGUAUUAAUAAAGUAUUAAAAACAAUGGACAUAUGCUUGAUGAAUAGUUUAGCACUAAUAACGUUGAAACAGUUAUGGAAAAUGUAUGUGUGUGUUUUUAUAUUGGUCUCAUAGGAUGUUAAAUGUACCAUUCAUAUAUGUGAAAUUCUGAAUUUUUUGGUGAUAAUUUCUGGGUUAAACUUGGAUUAUUAUAAAUGAUGACCUAAACAUACCUAGAAAAAAAUAUUAUGCAAAUUGUGUAUUGAUUUACCAAGUUGGGUAUGAUUGUAUUUGUACAAAUAGCACAAUGAUUAUAAUUGUGCAAGUUCUGCAUUAAUUGUGCAGGUUAUGUAUUGAUAGUAUUUUGCAUAAGUUGUAUGAUGAUUGCAAUUAUGUAUUGAUUAUAUCCCACAAAUUGUGCAUUGUUUAUGCAAGUUGUGUAAUAAUUGUAUAUGUUUUGAAAGUGAAUUUGUGAGAAUUAUGUAGUUGAGUUUUUAAUGUUUAUGUGCUAGAUGUGUAUUGUUCGUAUUUAUGCUAGUUGUGUAUUGAUUAUAUUAGGGCAAGAGGUGUGUUAAUUAUGUAUACACUAUAAUUGCGUUUGUGUUAAUUGAGUAUUUGUACUAGUUGUGUAUUUUACAUACUUGGGGCAGUUAUGUAUUAUAUGUAUUCGUGCUGGAUACCUAUUUGAUUGUAUUUUGCAUGUUGUGUAAUUAUUAUGAAAGACGUGUAAUAAUUGUGCAAGUUGUGCAAUGAUUGCACAUGUUGUGAAAUUGUAUAUCGACGAAUUGUGUAUUUGCGCCUGUUGUAUAUUGAUUGUCAUUGUGCAAGUUGUGCAAUUGUAUAACAAGUUUGGUUAUAUUAAUUAUGCAAGGAUGUGUAUUACUUACAUAGGUUUUGUAUUAAUUAGCCAUGUUUUAUAAAAAAAAUUGUGCGAA
Procambarus clarkii (red swamp crayfish) is the source of this 7338-nucleotide messenger RNA. Lineage: Eukaryota; Metazoa; Arthropoda; Malacostraca; Decapoda; Cambaridae. The record is from RefSeq and is a predicted model, not a curated record.